Molecule: messenger RNA, 2142 nt
Organism: Tuber melanosporum (Perigord truffle)
Lineage: Eukaryota; Fungi; Ascomycota; Pezizomycetes; Pezizales; Tuberaceae
Exons: 1
Coding region: 1-2142 (713 amino acids)
Biological process (GO): peptide metabolic process
Cellular component (GO): mitochondrion
Molecular function (GO): metalloendopeptidase activity
Source: RefSeq, a predicted model, not a curated record
AUGUCCAGUGACAAUCCGGAGAUCUGGAAAGCAUUCAAUGCGAAAUCUCACGCCCCGACCACCCCACGAACAGGCUUGUUCCAGAACAAAGACCUAACAUCACCGGCCGGGUUCCAGACCUAUGCAUAUCGAACGUUAAAAAAAGCGCGGGCGCUCGUAGAUAAGAUUGUCAAAGCACAGUCCCCGGAGGAACUACAGGGUAUUGUGAAGGAUUUGGAUAGGCUUAGUGACCUGCUAUGCCGAGUUAUAGACAUGGCGGAUUUCGUCCGGUCCACGCAUCCCUCACAGGAUAUUGUGGUGGCGGCAAAUGAAGCUUACGGACUCAUGUACGAAUAUAUGAAUGUCUUGAAUACUACGACGGGACUCUACAGGGCUUUGCAGAGGGCGUUGGAGAAUCAGGAGGUUGUUGCGCAGUUGUCUGAUGAGGAGAAGACCGUUGCUAGGAUUUUGUAUAGGGACUUUGAAAAGAGUGGCAUUAACCUCCCCGCUGCGGCACGAAAGAAGUUUGUCGAGUUGAGCAAUCGGAUUGCAGAAUUAGGUCCCGAGUUUGCCAAUGGGAUGGCGCCACAGAAAAGAGUGCUCAAGUUUCCAAGCUCGAAAUUGCACGGGAUGGAUCCAUUGGUUGUGCGUGGGCUCACAAACACGGGGACCGUAACGCUGCCGACUACUGGGAUGCCGGCGAGUCAUGCUUUGAGAAUGGUGGAGGAUGAGGAUGUUAGGAAGGAGGUGUACCUUGCUUGCCAUACCAGUUCCAAGAAGCAGUUGGGGGUUUUGGAGGAGAUGUUGAGGACCAGGGCGGAGUUGGCACGGCUGGUUGGACGCGAAUCUUAUGCGGAGGUAGCGCUUGCAGAUAAAAUGGCUCGGUCGCCGGAAGCUGUCUUGAAGUUUUUAAAUGCGCUCUCAGAGGCUAAUAAGCCCGCUGCUAUAUCGGAGGAAAGUAUCCUACAGAGUAUCAAGAGGGAACUGGGGAACGACACCCCAUUACAAGCUUGGGAUAAGGACUACUACUUCGCGAAGUUAAUCCGGGCAAUCCGCUCUCACCGCCGCUCACCUGACAUUCUCUCCUCCUACUUCUCCCUAGGAACUGUGAUGCAAGGCCUCUCGAGGCUCCUAACAAGGCUCUACGGCGUCCGCUUCGUCCCCCGCGAAACCUCCCCGGGCGAGACCUGGAACGACGACGUCCGGCGCCUGGAUAUUCUUGACGAAUCCGACGGGCACAUCGCAGUAGUCUACUGUGACCUCUUUGAGCGCCAGGGAAAGCACCCAAACCCAGCACACUUUACCGUUCGCUGUUCCCGAGAAAUCACCGACGAGGAGUACCUCGAGUCCGCACUCUCGGGCGACCGUGAAGAUGAUGGCAUGGCCUCUGCCCGGCGGGCAGACGGUAAGCUCUACCAACUCCCCACGAUAGCACUAAUCUGCAACUUCCCCCGCGGUGACCCAAGCAAACGCCCCACACUCCUAGUCUUCCGCGAAGUCCAAACCCUAUUCCAUGAGAUGGGCCACGCAGUACACUCCAUCCUGGGGCGUACAAGCCUUCACAACGUCUCGGGAACUCGCUGUGCAACGGACUGGGCUGAAAUGCCCAGCAUACUAAUGGAGCACUUCGCCCAAUCCCCCACCGUCCUCUCCCUCUUCGCGCGCCACUACGAAACCGACGAGCCCAUGCCCACGCACCUCCUCGCUGACCGCAUAUACGAGGAAUCCCUCGCCCAAGCCACCGAAACCCGCAACCAGAUAAUCCUAGCCCUGCUCGACCAACACUACCACUCCUCGCUCCCGCUCUUCCACGACUUCAACUCAACCGCUGUAUUCCACGAGAUUUACCGUGCUUACGCACUAUUGCCGGCUGGAGAGGGCACCAGCUGGCAGGGCUUCUUUGGGCAUUUGUUUAGCUAUGGCGCGACGUAUUACGCUUAUCUAUUCGACCGUGCGAUCGCGGCGAAGGUGUGGAAGGACGUGUUCGAGGCGGAGCCGACCCGGCGGGAGAAAGGGGAGAGGUUUAAGGAGGAGGUGCUCAAGUGGGGGGGCAGCAGGAGUGGGUGGAAGUGCCUUGCUGGAGUGCUCGGUAGGAGGGAGCUCGAGGAGGGGGGCGAGAGGGCGAUGGUGGAGGUUGGGAGGUGGGGGAGUGAUUGGAAGUAA